Messenger RNA from Pararge aegeria (speckled wood butterfly), 2304 nucleotides. Its product is annotated as multiple inositol polyphosphate phosphatase 1-like. NCBI's taxonomy places the organism in Eukaryota, Metazoa, Arthropoda, Insecta, Lepidoptera, Nymphalidae. Gene Ontology annotation, molecular function: inositol phosphate phosphatase activity; acid phosphatase activity. The transcript has 9 exons. The record is from RefSeq and is a predicted model, not a curated record. Bases 193 to 2190 code for a protein of 665 amino acids.
AUUUAAAUAUCUUAUUUCAGGUAAUACAGGCCGAGCAAUAGACCAAAAAUAGUUUGAAAUUAUAAUAAUCUCAUUUGUUAAGUCAGUCUUGUGUGGGAAGUUGGAAUCGGUCGGAGGUCGUGAUAGUACCGGUCAGAUAGCUAACAUAUCCGCCUAAGCUUCAGUGUUAAUGAUACACAUUAAAAAAAAGUGAUGAAUUUAAAAAUUAAAUUCGUAUUUCUAAUUUUUCUUUAUAUUUUUACUACCGGGACAUCUAAGAGUUGCUAUUGGAACUCAGAAUGUGUUUACAAGUAUUUCUCAAGUAAAACACCUUACAAUUCGGUGAGAGGUGAUAUUAGAGAUUCCAUAGUGAAACUAAAAGGAUGCGAACCGGUCAGUGUUUGGGCUUUAAUAAGACAUGGCAAAAGAAGUCCCGGAAUAGAUUAUGGAAGGAAUAUGUUAGAGGCUUUGGUGAUAAGAGAUUAUGUUGUAACGAGUUUUAGUAAUGGGAAAAGUUCGAUGUGCAGUCAAGAUGUUGAAAAUUUACGUGAUUGGGAAGUUGAUACGGAGUUAUUUGAAAACACACAUGGUCUAACAGCCGAAGGCUAUAAGGAAAUGAAAGAAAUUGGGAAAAGGAUAAAGGAGGCGUUCAAAGAAUUACUAACAAAUCUUGAAGACGGGAGCUACACGUUGCGAUCAGCUUAUGGUGCUUGGAUUGAAAAUGGUGUCGAUGGUUUCGUUAAAGGUAUUUCAAGUAUACCGUUGAUGGUCGAGAAAUCAAAUCCUAAGUACGAUAUAAUGGCGCCAUACGAAGCGUGCCCCAAGUAUCUUGCAGGCGUGAAGCAUAAUCCAGGAACAUACAAAGAAGCAGAUAUGUACCAAAGUACUCCGGAAUUCAAAGCAAUAAAGGAAAGAAUUAAAAAUCUUACUGGCGUACAAUACCCUUUGACGGAUAUGAAUGUAACAUCACUGUACGAUUUGUGUCGUUAUACUUGGUCACCAAUUAACAACAAUAGGAGUCCGUGGUGCGCUCUGUUCACCAACGAAGACCUUUACGCGUUAGAGUACUAUGGAGAUCUCAGACAUUACUACAGAAAUGGUUACGGUACGCCAAUGCCUAAGAAAUUUGGACAAAUACCCAUGGCAGAUUUGUACAAGACAUUCGUAAAUGCUAAAGCUGGUAACCAUAGAAAAUUAACAACGUACUUUUCACAUGCAACGAUGAUGGAUAUGGUGUACAAUGCUCUUGAAUGGUUUAAAGACGAAAUCCCCUUGAGAAGUGUGUAUAGAGAUCCAAAUAGGAAAUGGAGAUCGACUAUGACAUCGCCUUUUGCUGGGAAUCUAAUAGCUGUAUUAACUAGAUGUAUAAUAGACAACAGAGAAGAUUACAAGGUUGUAUUUUAUACAAAUGAACAACCAGCUACCUGGAUGUGCGAUAACGGAGUGUGCUCAUGGCACGAGUUUGAAAAUAAAUUCAUGGCAUUUUCCACAGGAUGUGAGCCACCUUACGCGAACUGUGAUUAUUACCAGCAGAAUGUGAGGAAUAGUCCAAAAUCCUCCGCAGAAUCUAAUAGAUACCUUACCCAUCCCGAGUAUCUGGCGGCAAAAGACAGGAUACACCGUAGGAGCGGUAUAGAAUAUAGCCUCACUGAUGAAAACAUAACAGCGUUAUAUGACUUGUGCCGCUACGACUGGAAUGCAGUUGAAUAUAAAAUUAGUCCCUGGUGCGCAAUUUUUACCAAGGACGACUUAGAAGUUCUCGAAUAUGUACAAGAUUUGAAUCAUUAUUACAGAAACAGUUACGGUACACCCGUGAACGAAGUUUUUGGUAAAGUUCCAUUAGGAGACCUAUUCACAAACUUUGAAAGUGUUACAAAAGGCGGAGGAAAGAAAAUUGUCGCUUAUGUGACUCAUUCUACGAUGUUGGAUCAAAUAUACAUGACCUUGGGGCUCUUCAAAGACAGCGUCCCGUUAACUGGUGCAAAUCGGGAUCGGGAUAGGAAAUGGAGGACCAGCAAGAUAUCUACAUUUGGUGUGAAUUUUGUCGCUGUUCUUAAUAGAUGCGAUAAACAGGGCUCAAAGGAGUACAACGUUGUGUUCUACUUAAACGAGGAGCCGAUAAGAUCGAUAUGCGAAGAGGGUGUUUGUUCCUGGGAGAACUUCGAUACCAAACUACGACAAUAUGUUAACACUACCAUUGACUUUUGCUAAAUUUUAAAAAAUAAUACUUAGUCACUAUUUGUCUACGUGUACGUGACUAAGUAUUUAAUACGUAAGCUUUUUAUUACCAGAAAGAGAUAUAUUUUUUAAAUUUAAAUGCACAAC